Molecule: messenger RNA, 2606 nt
Organism: Spodoptera litura
Lineage: Eukaryota; Metazoa; Arthropoda; Insecta; Lepidoptera; Noctuidae
Source: RefSeq, a predicted model, not a curated record
AUGAGCGAUACCGAACCACUCCCGCCGUCAUCAGAACUGGGAUCAGUGUUGGCACAGAAUGAGAACAAUGCGGAUAAUCACUGGCGUGCUAUGUUUGAGCAACAAAAUGCGAACAUGCGUGCACUAAUCGAAGCUUUACAAACACCCAAGCCUAUUCGGGUAGAACUACCCACGUUUGAUCCGGCUAAAGAAGACACGGACGCGAGAUCGUGGUGCGCAACGGCAGAAUUAUGUUUUUCCCACAACCCUCCAAGCGGCAGUCAACUCGUGCUUGCUGUGAGUAAGGCGCUAAAAGGUGAAGCAUCCACGUGGCUGUCCCAGAUAGCAUACGAGAACAUGGCAUGGUGCGAAUUCAAGAUUCUUUUUACGUCGAGAUUUAUUUCGACGGAGACUUUGGCAGGUACCCUCAUUAAAUUUAAUAAUGACAAACCCAAAGAAAAAGAAACGUUACCCGCUUAUGCAAGCCGUUUGAUAGCAUCUUUAACAAAUCGCUGGAAGGAUGUGAAGAAAGAAGAGAUAGCUGUGGCUACUGUGCUCGCUCACAUAUCACAGUUUGACCCACGAAUGCAACGUAUGGCGUUUACGACUAACAUUGCGUCAAGAGAGAAAUUACAACAAGAAUUAAACGCGUUCGCCCACUUGAAACGCAAAAUAAAUAGUGCCGAUGAUUCACCAAAUUCGGAUGAACCUAAACGCCUGAAGACUACGCCACUGAAGUGUUACAACUGUGGAAAAGCGGGCCAUAUGCGAGCGGAAUGCAGAGGAAAACCCAUCGACUCGAAGGGACGAGCAUCACCACCUACAACAUCGAGUCAAGCGACGCAGCAACCAGCAGCGAGGCAGUUUGUGUGCUUCAAAUGCGGCAAGCCGGGCCAUAUCGCUGCCCGAUGCACAAGCGGCGGCGCAACGAGUGACGGCAGCAGCAGCGGCGGCGCCGGCGCAGCGCGCAGCGAGCGGCGCGUGGAAGUGUGCAGCGUUCAACCUCCGCAGGGUGUAUUACACCAUAAAGGUGAAUUGAUUAAUUUUACUUACGAUUCUGGCGCUGAAUGUUCGUUAGUUAAAGAAAGUUUUGCUGUUAAAUUCAGCGCCUACUGUGCCUUCUGUACUACACGUGUGUCGGAUCCAUGGAAUAAACUUGGUGAUACAAUAUUCUGGGCGGCAUGUUUCGGUGCGGCCUGUGCUGUGAUGUUCGUUCUUUUGUCUGCUCAAUAUACAAGACUUGUGGAAGCACCUACAGUAAAUAGUGUGGAGAAAGAUUACUUGAAUUGGAAUGUGUCGUACCCAACGAUUGUAUUGUGUCCCAUGAGCAAAAUCGAUGACGAAAUCUUUGCUGAUUAUGUUAAUGAAACUUUCAACAACACUGGUUACAACCUAGAAUCAUUCUAUUCCGCCAUUAUAUCCGUGUCUUUGGACGCAUUGAAUGUAUUGGAUUUGUUACCACCGCCCGAAAUAUUAAAGCUCAUAAAACCUGAAGACUACGCGAAAAUCGCCGCAGACUUGUUCAUGAAAUUUAAAAACCAAACGUUAACGACUAUGCCGAAGUGGCCCAUUACGAUAGACACUGCUAUGACAGAGAUGGGGAUGUGUCAUAUAAUAAAUUCGAACGUUGCCAUACUUGAUGAUCCCACCAAAUGGAGUGACAGGAGUGUGGCAUACGCCAAAAACAACAUUGAGCUCUCUGUACACGACAUGGACUUUUUUGUUCAGAUACUUAACUACGCCAAUGUUUACAAGGUUUAUACUCUAAGUCCCGACGAAGUAAUCCUGAGUGGAACGCCAGCGUUAACAUUCGAGAGCGAAGGGUUCUUGUCUUUUGGAGUGCAAAUUACGAGCACUAGAGCAUCCGAGGAUCUUAAGUACAUUCCUUUGCAACUUCGGAAAUGCAGAUUUAUGCACGAAACGACUACUAAGCGAUACCCAAUUUACUCGUACAACCGAUGUUUGAUGGACUGUAGAAUUAAAAUGAUAUUCAAACUAUGCAACUGCAUACCACACUUUUACAAACCGUUGGAACACGAAACCAUUUGUAACUUAGCAGAACUGGAAUGUGUUCUCGAAUACAAGAAGGAAAUCAUGAAACUGUCCAUCGACAAUGAAACUAUGGAAAAAUUCGACAACACUGACGAUUUGCCAAGAUCUUUUCGCGACUGUGGUUGCUUAGGUAACUGUGAAGAAGACGUGUUUAAGAACGAUCAUGAGCAAUUUGUACCUACUGUAGGUCUCAAUCGAAUGCGCCUUAGCGUGUCUGCUUUUCCAAAAGUGCGUGUCAGGAGGGAAAUUAUAUUCAGCUUCUAUGACCUCUUUUUGCGUAGUGGUGGUGUCGUCAAUCUAUGUAUUGGAACCUCAGUAAUCUCAAUAAUGGAACUUAUACUUACUGCAGUAAGGAUCCCUAUUUACGAGAUAAUGCAAAUUGGAAAAGGAAUAUGGCGGCGAUAUAAGAAGUCAAAAAUAACCAGGUUCUCCAAUAAGAAAAAGCAGAUUUAGGAAAAAAAAUUUAAUCAAUUCCGUUUUACCAGGUUGUUUUUACAAAAUAUUUUUAUUUAUAAGUUAAGUAUUUUACAAUAUACUAUUCUUAGCAAAAAGCUAUCACAAGUCCCCAAAGUUUA